CAACUACGACAUGAGAUGAGCCUCCAUAUGCGACUGUAAAUUGUAAAGUAAGCCCGACCGUGGAGGCAUGAAGGGAGGGCAGGCAUCCUUUUUUUCUUUACAAUUAUUUUUUAUAAAAGAAAGAAAUUUAUGCAGUUUCAUUCCCACUUUCAAUUGAAAACAGGAAAUAAAACAACUUGAUUGUUUCUUUCUUUUCUUUCCCAAUCCCAAUCCCAAUCCCAAUAUAUAGUAGCUGAUAGGCAGGCUGAGGCUGGUGGGUAGUUAUUUUAUUUCCAGAAAUUGAAAAAAUUAAUGUCAGAGACAGAGAGCAGCUGCAGCUCACACUCACAGGUCAUAACAUGCAAAGCGGUGGUAUGCUGGGGAAUAGGAGAAGCAGGGAAGGUGGAAGAGAUACAAGUAGAGCCUCCAAAAGCGUCUGAAGUUCGGGUGAAGAUGCUCAACGCCAGUCUUUGUCACACUGACAUCUUGAUUUCCCAAGGCCACCCAAUUUGUGGUAGAGAGCAUCGGGGAGAAGGAGGAGAUAUAAAAGAAGGAGACAUGGUAAUUCCAACGUUUGUUUCAGAGUGCCAGGAAUGCGAGAAUUGUGUGUCGGGAAAGACAAACAUGUGCCUCAAAUAUCCUUUAUCGUUCACCGGUCUCAUGCCGGACGGCACUUCAAGAAUGUCUGCCAAGGGACAGAAGCUGUACAUGCAUGUAUUUUCUUGCUCAACAUGGUCAGAGUACAUGGUUGUGAAUGUUAAUUACCUUGUCAAGCUUCCUCCCACAAUGAUUACUAGUGGUAGUUUUCCUCUCCCCCACGCAAGCUUCCUCUCCUGUGGAUUUUCUACUGGAUUUGGGGCUCCUUGGAAGGAAGCUAAGCUUGAAAAAGGAUCAACUGUCGCUUUUAUUGGUCUUGGUGCUGUUGGAUUAGGGGCAGUUGAGGGCGCUAGGAUCAUUGGCAUCGACAAAAAUGACAGGAAAAGAGAAAAAGGAAAAGCUUUUGGAACGACUGAUUUUAUAAACCCUGAUCAUCAUCAUCAUCAUCACCAUAAAUCAGUUUCUCAGAGCUUUGAGUGCACCGGGUUUGCACCCUUCAUCAAUGAAACCCUUGAGGCCACAAAAUUGGUAUCCAUACAAUAUACCUUUUUUUUUCCUGCCAUAAUAGACUGUUUGAAUUAG
Prunus persica (peach) is the source of this 1158-nucleotide messenger RNA. RefSeq names its product alcohol dehydrogenase-like 1. Gene Ontology annotation, biological process: formaldehyde catabolic process. Gene Ontology annotation, cellular component: cytosol. The record is from RefSeq and is a predicted model, not a curated record. Lineage: Eukaryota; Viridiplantae; Streptophyta; Magnoliopsida; Rosales; Rosaceae. Gene Ontology annotation, molecular function: S-(hydroxymethyl)glutathione dehydrogenase [NAD(P)+] activity; zinc ion binding.